Messenger RNA from Mytilus californianus (California mussel), 4620 nucleotides. Its product is annotated as zinc finger protein 91-like. The transcript is spliced from 6 exons. Gene Ontology annotation, molecular function: protein binding; RNA polymerase II cis-regulatory region sequence-specific DNA binding; DNA-binding transcription factor activity, RNA polymerase II-specific. The record is from RefSeq and is a predicted model, not a curated record. Gene Ontology annotation, cellular component: nucleus. NCBI's taxonomy places the organism in Eukaryota, Metazoa, Mollusca, Bivalvia, Mytilida, Mytilidae. Gene Ontology annotation, biological process: regulation of transcription by RNA polymerase II. The coding region runs from base 183 to 4499 and encodes 1438 amino acids.
UAAAAUCAUGAUGGUACUGUAGUUUCGUGUGCAAUGCAUUGUGAACGGACAUUUUGUGGAAUAAACUGAAAGUGCAAAAUAAUAUAGGUUCGUUUGAUAGAAAGGCAGAAUGAUUCCUACAAAGGGUGAUAUUGUUUACAGAUUUCUGAUUUCUACAAUGAGAAACAGAAUUUAGAGGGAAAAUGGCAAGCAGCCAUCAUUUAUUACCCUUAGCAGAUUAUCUCUAUAAACUGUACAAAAGUCAAUCUCUAUGUGAUCUGUCUAUUAUUACAAAGAAUGGUACAACGGUUCUGGCUCACAAACUGGUAGUGGCAGCAUUUUCUGAUGCAAUUAGGGCAGAGGUGGAGAAAUGGAAAGAUCCUUCCAAGGUCUCCAUCGUUGUAGAUUGUGAAACUGCAGUUUUAAAGGAAAUUUUAGAUUUUGUGUAUAUCGGCAGCUGUCAUCUCCAUAAAGAGUUGUUUCCCCUGCUACAGCAUGCUAGUCAUAGUUUACAAAUACCAUCACUACAAAAAUAUUUAAAAGAGAAAGGGCCUAUCUCAAGAAGGUCAUUACGAAAAAGUCAGUCAGAGGCAAAACAGGAAAGGGAGGUAACUAAGGCUAUACCAAAUGGUGAAAAUUUGAGAUGUAGAAGAAAUAAAAAAAAAAAUAAAGCAUAUGACCAUGAAAAUUUUGAAUGGUCUGCUGAUGUAGGGGAACAUGAUGAUGAUUGGGUACCAGGUGAUGAUGAUUUGGUACCAGGUGAUGAUAUUCCAACUGUUGAUGAGGAUGAAGAUAAUGAUGGUGAUGCAUUAUGGGAAGAUGGAAUGGGAGUUAGUAAUGAGCCUUGGACCAGCAUGAGAAAGGGUAAAUUUAGGAAACCAGACAAAUCAAUCAAACAGGCUUAUGUGAGGUUAGAAAGAAUCGAUGCUUCUGUAAAAAACACAAUUCUUAACAACUCCUUAAGGAAUACAGUCCUAAACAAUACCUUUAGGAAUGCAGUCGUAAACAAUGGUUUAGGGCAUAAGGUAAAAAAAUCCUUGAUUCCAGUGAAAGAGAGAAGGAAUAGAUAUACAAGGGAAAAUUUAACAAACCUUGCAAAGAAGAAACAAACUAGAAAUAAAAAACGUCAUCCACUGAUGAUUCAUUCAAAACAUUCAAUUGAAAAAAUUAAACAUUCCAUGAACAAUCUGAAGAAGAAGAGUCCUGCAAAAUUGCUAGCUUGUAAACUUGAGAAACUAUAUGAAAAACACCAUAAAGAUAUACAGGUCAAAACAGAAGGAUAUUCUUGUAAAAUCUGUAACAUUUGGCAUAAAAAUAUCUCUCAUAUCAAAUUCCACAUUAAUGUGAAACACAGAAACAUACAACCUAGAAAAAGGAAAUCUACAAACAUGACAAAAAGGAAAUGUUCAUUUGAAGAAAGAAAGAAAAAAAUUGAGAGAAUUAAACAAAAAAUUCUGAAAUGUGAAUGCUUCAGAUGUGACAGAACUUACAAAUUGGUGCGUGGAUUAGCUACCCAUCUAGUGCAAAAGCACAAAAUUUCUUUUGAAAGAGCUCAGAAAUUGACCGGCUAUCCAAAAUAUUUUAAAUACCAGAAUUCAAUAGCCCAGACAUGUGAUGAAUGUAAGAUGGAAUUUAAUACUUUAAAUGACUUUAGAGCACAUUGUCGCAUAGUUCACAAGAAAAAACGUUUAGCACCUGAUAUUCCAUGUACAGUCAAAAAAUGUUCCCAAAAAUUUCUAAUAAUGGGAAAAUUGAAAGAACAUUUAGUUAAAUUUCACAAACAAAAGAAUGUCAGUGUAAACUGUAGGCAAGGCAGUGUCAGGGAAUCAUCAAGAGUUGACAAACAUGACAAACAUGACAUAACAACACGGCUACAGAAACAGAGAAGCCUCCUAAAAGAUUUAUCUGUGUCCAGUAAAGAAAAACGAGUCGAAAGGAAAAAAGAAGAAAGAUUUAUAAAAGAAAUUAAUAAACUAUCUGAAAUCACUGAAAGUCAAAGUUCAUCGUAUAAGAGGAAGAAAAUCAAGUACAAUGUUAUAUUGCCAUCAAAGAAAUACAGGUGUAAUAGAUGUCCCAAGUCGUCAGUCUGUAGAAAUAAGUUAAUACAUAAAAAUCAUAGAGAAAUAAGACACAAGAAAAUAUUUGUUUCAAAAUGUUUUGAAAGCCAACUAGUUCUGAAGAAACAUAUUUGUCAGAGUUUUUCAAAUGUAAAGUUUGUAAACAAAGCUUCAAAUAACUUGACACCUAAGUCGAAAGAAGAUGUCUCCCAAAAGACUAAUGCAACCCAUAUUGGUGUUGCAAGAAGGGAAUCAAAUGUUUUAGUACGGGAAGAAAUGCCUGCUGAAGUUGAAGGUUUUAGACAUUCCAUAACAAAUGAACACAAUUCUGUUGAAUUGUUAUCAUUCCAGACGCCAAAUAUUACCGGUCAAAUUGGCGGGCAUUUAUCACUGCUGCAAGAUUCAGCCUUAAGUGGACAAAAUGGGUUAUUUGAAACCAGCAAAAGUGACUUUCCUGGAUCCUUGCUGAAUCAGAGUAAUGGAAAACAGAAAAGGUGCAAAAGAAACCGGAUUACUUGUUUGAAAUGUGGAUUAUCUUUUCAAUACUACAGCAGUGCUUCCUUGCACUUUAAGAGAAAACACCAGAAACAUCACCUGGGACAGAGAACUAUCUUCUGUAGUCUUAAAAAACAUGUAAAUUUACGCAGUGUUUUAUUUUCCAGAAAAUCAUUCUUGAAAACAAGUACAUUCCAGUUACAAUUUGCUGAAGAAAGGGCAACAACUUGCGAAAUAUGUGAAAAAACAUUUUCUCAUGUUAGCAGUUUAGCCCGUCAUUUGCAAAAUACCCAUUGUCAUACUUUUGAACAGACACGAAAAACUACUGGUUACCCAUGCAAAGUUGUCAAGAAAAAAGAGGAUAUAACUUGUAUAGAUUGUAAGAAAACUUUUACCAAUCUUCGUAACCUAGCAACUCAUCUACAAAAUGUUCAUAAAUAUACAUUUGAACAGGCAAGGGAGGCAACUGGUUAUCCAUCUUUUACCAGAGUUUCAGAAACAUGCAAGAAGAAGAUAACAAAAUGUGAGAAAUGUUCUGAGAUAUUUCCAACAAUGAAAAAUUUCAAAGCUCAUGAACUUGUUGUACAUGGUAUACCCUGUAAAUUCUGUGGCGAGAAGUUUAUUCACCUAGUUUCGCUGAAGAAGCAUGGGGUACGAGAACAUCCAGAAAAUUUUGAUGACUUUGAAGAGAUGAAGGCUACAACUAAUGCCUGGAUUAUUGAUGAAGAGGAGAAUGAAAAUACAGCAGAUGAUAUUUACAAAUGUGACAAUUGUGAUUUUUCAACAAGAAAAUUAAAUCUUUUGACAGUACAUGUUAUGGAAUUGCAUCCACAAGUCCAGCAUCAUUGUCCUGUAUGUGGCUAUUCAUUCCGUAGUCAAUACUCUGUUGAUUUACAUAUGUCCAAACACCAUGGUGAAGCAGAGAAGAAGAAACCUGUCUGUAUAUUUUGUAGUAAGAAGUUUCUGAGAAAAAGAUUUUUGAGAAUACAUCAGUUCAAGGCUCAUGGGAUUCUUCACCCAGAUGUUAAGCAAUACAAAUGUGAUGUUGAUGGCUGCAAUAAAAUAGCUUAUACAGCAACAGAACUUCGACAACAUAAGAGAAACCAUACUGCAGAAAAGAGAUUUUCUUGUCAGCAAUGUGACUUCAUUUGUGCUCAUAGACAUCGUUUAUUAAGACAUGUUAGGAGUGUACAUUUGCAGUUAAAGCCAGCGUUAUGCGAGAGCUGUGGGAAGUCCUUCACAACAGAACAACACAUGAAGGAGCACAUCAGACGUUACCAUACCAACGAUUACUAUGAGUUACAAUGUGAUUAUUGUUCAUUCCAGUGCGGUGUUAAAAAUCAACUUCAGACACAUGUAUGGCACCAACAUAAUAUGAAGAUGGCAGGUGACUGUCGCCAAUAUUACCAGUGUGAUCGAUGUCCAUACCAAACUCCACUUAAAUGUAAAUUUAACAAUCAUAUGAAUGGUCACAAUAACAUCAGGAACUAUGUCUGUGAUCAAUGUGAUUCUAAGUUUGUUACCUCCAGUACGUUACGAACACAUAAACAAUGGAAACAUUCGUCAAAGGAGGAAGACAAAAUCUGUAGCCAUUGUGGUUAUAAAACUAAAACUAGCAACAAAUUGAACGAGCAUAUAAGAGUUCAGCAUCAGUUAAAAGGAGUUAAGCCUUACCAUUGUACAUACUGUGACUUUAAAUGUGCCACCGGUGGCAACUGCCGCAAACACAUCAUGGCUAAGCAUAAAGAUCUUCCUGUCCGUUAUACAUGCGACACAGAAUAUCUGGAAUUUGCCAGAAUGGCAAGGAAGGAAGGCAACACUAACCCAUUGAUUGUCCAUACUGCCAAUGUUACAGACAAUCAGAUUGCACAAAGUCCAGCAACGUUUACACAGAUAGUACCCAAUUUUGAACAGCUACCACCAGCUGAUCAUUUAAUGUUUGACCCUGUUCGAUUUGAAAAACUUUAAAUUUGUUGUUUGAUAAAUGAGAUUUAGAAGAAAUUUCAUUAUUUAAUAAGUAAACUUGUUAUUUUGGACUUAUGGAUGUAAUUUGUCUAAAGUAAUGAAUUAAAUGCUAACUUUUCAAGAA